Camellia sinensis is the source of this 930-nucleotide messenger RNA. The record is from RefSeq and is a predicted model, not a curated record. Lineage: Eukaryota; Viridiplantae; Streptophyta; Magnoliopsida; Ericales; Theaceae.
AUGGCCAUCACUGUCUUCAAAAUGGGCUUACACCCUGAUAAUCCGCUUCGGAGCUCGUUGACAAGGCGGCCUCCUAAAUUCGUGUGGGCCUUAAUGAAGAAGGUUGAUGAGUACUGCAAGGUGGAGGAUGAUGCCCUCCAUGUGAAAGCGGGCCAAAAGGUCAUGGAAACGGCGGCACCUGCCCCAGUACAGCCAAUAAGCGUAGCCCCGCCGGAAAGAAGCCCCAAGCCACAAAGGCUAAAACGAGAAAGUCGCCGAGAUCCACGCCGAUCGAGGGACCAGUAUUCAUGCUGGUCGGGUGAGCAAUAUCAGGUGGAAAGCAGACACCCCAGGCGGUCUAAGAAAAAGUGCUACACCUUGAAGGAUUAUCUUGAGGAGCUGGUACAUGAUGGCCGACUAACUCAUUACCUCCCUCACGGGGUCAACACACCCAAUGUAGUGGCUCUGCGCUCGGAUUCACCUCCUCUGGCAGUAAUUCACAUGAUAUAUAGUCUUCUAUUGCUGACCAGCAUACACGCGAUUCAAUCUCAAGAGCCCCAACCAUGCCCAUCCAAGCCGUCCAUACCAGCCAAACGGCCUCAUCGGACCGGUAAGAUCAGCUUCGAUGACACGGAUCUCGACGGGGUGAUCUUUUCCCAUGACGACCCUCUCGACAUUGAAUUACGCGUAAACAAAUAUACGGUUGAACGCAUUUUGAUCGAUCAGGGGAGCACACCAGAGAUAAUAUAUUAUAAGAUGUUUGUUAAGCUCAGCUUCACGGAGUCAGACUUACUGCCGGCUGAAUACCCCUUAUUUGGCUUCAACGCCAAUCCCGAAUACCCUCUGGGUAAGGUCAAGGUUGCAGCACGUGUGGGCACUAGGACACUCGAAGUGGAGUUUUUAGUGGUAAAGCUUCCAUCGCCAUAUAACUUAAUCAUGGAGAGAACCUGA